Closterium sp. Naga37s-1 is the source of this 6020-nucleotide messenger RNA. Lineage: Eukaryota; Viridiplantae; Streptophyta; Zygnematophyceae; Desmidiales; Closteriaceae. The record is from the annotation of a GenBank genome assembly.
UGUCGGAUGGGAGUGUGGAUGGGAGUGUGGAUGGGAGUGUGGAUGGGAGUGUGGAUGGGAGUGUGGAUGGGAGUGUGGAUGGGAGUGUGGAUGGGAGUGUGGAUGGAGUGUGGAUGGGAGUGUGGAUGGGAGUGUGGAUGGGAGUUGUGGAUGGGAGUGUGGAUGGGAGUGUGGAUGGCGGUGUGGAUGGGAGUGUGGAUGGGAGUGUGGAUGGGAGUGUGGAUGGGAGUGGAUGGGAGGUGGAUGGGAGUGUGAUCGUGGAGUGUGGAUGGGAGUCGUGGAUGGAGUGUGGAUGGAGUGUGGAUGGAGAUGGAUGGAGUGUGGAUGGGAUUGUGGAUGGCGAGUGUGGAUGGGAGUGUGGAUGGGAGUGUGGAUGGGAGUGUGGAUGGAGUGGAUGGCAUGUGGAGGGAGGUUUGAUGGAGUGUGGAUGGAGUGUGGAUGGGAGUGUGGAUGGGAGUGUGGAUGGGAGUGUGGAUGGGAGUGUGGAUGGGAGUGUGGAUGGGAGUGUGGAUGGGAGUGUGGAUGGGAGUGUGGAUGGGAGUGUGGAUGGGAGUGUGGAUGGGAGUGUGGAUGGGAGUGUGGAUGGGAGUGUGGAUGGGAGUGUGGAUGGGAGUGUGGAUGGGAGUGUGGAUGGGAGUGUGGAUGGGAGUGUGGAUGGGAGUGUGGAUGGGAGUGUGGAUGGGAGUGUGGAUGGGAGUGUGGAUGGGAGUGUGGAUGGGAGUGUGGAUGGGAGUGUGGAUGGGAGUGUGGAUGGGAGUGUGGAUGGGAGUGUGGAUGGGAGUGUGGAUGGGAGUGUGGAUGGGAGUGUGGAUGGGAGUGUGGAUGGGAGUGUGGAUGGGAGUGUGGAUGGGAGUGUGGAUGGGAGUGUGGAUGGGAGUGUGGAUGGGAGUGUGGAUGGGAGUGUGGAUGGGAGUGUGGAUGGGAGUGUGGAUGGGAGUGUGGAUGGGAGUGUGGAUGGGAGUGUGGAUGGGAGUGUGGAUGGGAGUGUGGAUGGGAGUGUGGAUGGGAGUGUGGAUGGGAGUGUGGAUGGGAGUGUGGAUGGGAGUGUGGAUGGGAGUGUGGAUGGGAGUGUGGAUGGGAGUGUGGAUGGGAGUGUGGAUGGGAGUGUGGAUGGGAGUGUGGAUGGGAGUGUGGAUGGGAGUGUGGAUGGGAGUGUGGAUGGGAGUGUGGAUGGGAGUGUGGAUGGGAGUGUGGAUGGGAGUGUGGAUGGGAGUGUGGAUGGGAGUGUGGAUGGGAGUGUGGAUGGGAGUGUGGAUGGGAGUGUGGAUGGGAGUGUGGAUGGGAGUGUGGAUGGGAGUGUGGAUGGGAGUGUGGAUGGGAGUGUGGAUGGGAGUGUGGAUGGGAGUGUGGAUGGGAGUGUGGAUGGGAGUGUGGAUGGGAGUGUGGAUGGGAGUGUGGAUGGGAGUGUGGAUGGGAGUGUGGAUGGGAGUGUGGAUGGGAGUGUGGAUGGGAGUGUGGAUGGGAGUGUGGAUGGGAGUGUGGAUGGGAGUGUGGAUGGGAGUGUGGAUGGGAGUGUGGAUGGGAGUGUGGAUGGGAGUGUGGAUGGGAGUGUGGAUGGGAGUGUGGAUGGGAGUGUGGAUGGGAGUGUGGAUGGGAGUGUGGAUGGGAGUGUGGAUGGGAGUGUGGAUGGGAGUGUGGAUGGGAGUGUGGAUGGGAGUGUGGAUGGGAGUGUGGAUGGGAGUGUGGAUGGGAGUGUGGAUGGGAGUGUGGAUGGGAGUGUGGAUGGGAGUGUGGAUGGGAGUGUGGAUGGGAGUGUGGAUGGGAGUGUGGAUGGGAGUGUGGAUGGGAGUGUGGAUGGGAGUGUGGAUGGGAGUGUGGAUGGGAGUGUGGAUGGGAGUGUGGAUGGGAGUGUGGAUGGGAGUGUGGAUGGGAGUGUGGAUGGGAGUGUGGAUGGGAGUGUGGAUGGGAGUGUGGAUGGGAGUGUGGAUGGGAGUGUGGAUGGGAGUGUGGAUGGGAGUGUGGAUGGGAGUGUGGAUGGGAGUGUGGAUGGGAGUGUGGAUGGGAGUGUGGAUGGGAGUGUGGAUGGGAGUGUGGAUGGGAGUGUGGAUGGGAGUGUGGAUGGGAGUGUGGAUGGGAGUGUGGAUGGGAGUGUGGAUGGGAGUGUGGAUGGGAGUGUGGAUGGGAGUGUGGAUGGGAGUGUGGAUGGGAGUGUGGAUGGGAGUGUGGAUGGGAGUGUGGAUGGGAGUGUGGAUGGGAGUGUGGAUGGGAGUGUGGAUGGGAGUGUGGAUGGGAGUGUGGAUGGGAGUGUGGAUGGGAGUGUGGAUGGGAGUGUGGAUGGGAGUGUGGAUGGGAGUGUGGAUGGGAGUGUGGAUGGGAGUGUGGAUGGGAGUGUGGAUGGGAGUGUGGAUGGGAGUGUGGAUGGGAGUGUGGAUGGGAGUGUGGAUGGGAGUGUGGAUGGGAGUGUGGAUGGGGAUGUGGAUGGGAGUGUGGAUGGGAGUGUGGAUGGGAGUGUGGAUGGGAGUGUGGAUGGGAGUGUGGAUGGGAGUGUGGAUGGGAGUGUGGAUGGGAGUGUGGAUGGGAGUGUGGAUGGGAGUGUGGAUGGGAGUGUGGAUGGGAGUGUGGAUGGGAGUGUGGAUGGGAGUGUGGAUGGGAGUGUGGAUGGGAGUGUGGAUGGGAGUGUGGAUGGGAGUGUGGAUGGGAGUGUGGAUGGGAGUGGUGGAUGGGAGUGUGGAUGGGAGUGUGGAUGGGAGUGUGGAUGGGAGUGUGGAUGGGGUGUGGCUGGGAGUGUGGAUGGGAGUGUGGAUGGGAGUGUGGAUGGGAGUGUGGAUGGGAGUGUGGAUGGGAGUGUGGAUGGGAGUGUGGAUGGGAGUGUGGAUGGAUUGGUGAGUGUGGAUGGGAGUGUGGAUGGGAGUGUGGAUGGGAGUGUGGAUGGGAGUGUGGAUGGGAGUGUGGAUGGGAGUGUGGAUGGGAGUGUGGAUGGGAGUGUGGAUGGGAGUGUGGAUGGGAGUGUGGAUGGGAGUGUGGAUGGGAGUGUGGAUGGGAGUGUGGAUGGGAGUGUGGAUGGGAGUGUGGAUGGGAGUGUGGAUGGGAGUGUGGAUGGGAGUGUGGAUGGGAGUGUGGAUGGGAGUGUGGAUGGGAGUGUGGAUGGGAGUGUGGAUGGGAGUGUGGAUGGGAGUGUGGAUGGGAGUGUGGAUGGGAGUGUGGAUGGGAGUGUGGAUGGGAGUGUGGAUGGGAGUGUGGAUGGGAGUGUGGAUGGGAGUGUGGAUGGGAGUGUGGAUGGGAGUGUGGAUGGGAGUGUGGAUGGGAGUGUGGAUGGGAGUGUGGAUGGGAGUGUGGAUGGGAGUGUGGAUGGGAGUGUGGAUGGGAGUGUGGAUGGGAGUGUGGAUGGGAGUGUGGAUGGGAGUGUGGAUGGGAGUGUGGAUGGGAGUGUGGAUGGGAGUGUGGAUGGGAGUGUGGAUGGGAGUGUGGAUGGGAGUGUGGAUGGGAGUGUGGAUGGGAGUGUGGAUGGGAGUGUGGAUGGGAGUGUGGAUGGGAGUGUGGAUGGGAGUGUGGAUGGGAGUGUGGAUGGGAGUGUGGAUGGGAGUGUGGAUGGGAGUGUGGAUGGGAGUGUGGAUGGGAGUGUGGAUGGGAGUGUGGAUGGGAGUGUGGAUGGGAGUGUGGAUGGGAGUGUGGAUGGGAGUGUGGAUGGGAGUGUGGAUGGGAGUGUGGAUGGGAGUGUGGAUGGGAGUGUGGAUGGGAGUGUGGAUGGGAGUGUGGAUGGGAGUGUGGAUGGGAGUGUGGAUGGGAGUGUGGAUGGGAGUGUGGAUGGGAGUGUGGAUGGGAGUGUGGAUGGGAGUGUGGAUGGGAGUGUGGAUGGGAGUGUGGAUGGGAGUGUGGAUGGAGUGUGGAUGGGAGUGUGGAUGGGAGUGUGGAUGGGAGUGUGGAUGGGAGUGUGGAUGGGAGUGUGGAUGGGAGUGUGGAUGGAGUGUGGAUGGGAGUGUGGAUGGGAGUGGAGUGUGGAUGGGAGUGUGGAUGGGAGUGUGGAUGGGAGUGUGGAUGGGAGUGUGGAUGGGAGUGUGGAUGGGAGUGUGGAUGGGAGUGUGGAUGGGAGUGUGGAUGGGAGUGUGGAUGGGAGUGUGGAUGGGAGUGUGGAUGGGAGUGUGGAUGGGAGUGUGGAUGGGAGUGUGGAUGGGAGUGUGGAUGGGAGUGUGGAUGGGAGUGUGGAUGGGAGUGUGGAUGGGAGUGUGGAUGGGAGUGUGGAUGGGAGUGUGGAUGGGAGUGUGGAUGGGAGUGUGGAUGGGAGUGUGGAUGGGAGUGUGGAUGGGAGUGUGGAUGGAGUUGUGGAUGGGAGUGUGGAUGGGAGUGUGGAUGGGAGUGUGGAUGGGAGUGUGGAUGGGAGUGUGGAUGGGAGUGUGGAUGGGAGUGUGGAUGGGAGUGUGGAUGGGAGUGUGGAUGGGAGUGUGGAUGGGAGUGUGGAUGGGAGUGUGGAUGGGAGUGUGGAUGGGAGUGUGGAUGGGAGUGUGGAUGGGAGUGUGGAUGGGAGUGUGGAUGGGAGUGUGGAUGGGAGUGUGGAUGGGAGUGUGGAUGGGAGUGUGGAUGGGAGUGUGGAUGGGAGUGUGGAUGGGAGUGUGGAUGGGAGUGUGGAUGGGAGUGUGGAUGGGAGUGUGGAUGGGAGUGUGGAUGGGAGUGUGGAUGGGAGUGUGGAUGGGAGUGUGGAUGGGAGUGUGGAUGGGAGUGUGGAUGGGAGUGUGGAUGGGAGUGUGGAUGGGAGUGUGGAUGGGAGUGUGGAUGGGAGUGUGGAUGGGAGUGUGGAUGGGAGUGUGGAUGGGAGUGUGGAUGGGAGUGUGGAUGGGAGUGUGGAUGGGAGUGUGGAUGGGAGUGUGGAUGGGAGUGUGGAUGGGAGUGUGGAUGGGAGUGUGGAUGGGAGUGUGGAUGGGAGUGUGGAUGGGAGUGUGGAUGGGAGUGUGGAUGGGAGUGUGGAUGGGAGUGUGGAUGGGAGUGUGGAUGGGAGUGUGGAUGGGAGUGUGGAUGGGAGUGUGGAUGGGAGUGUGGAUGGGAGUGUGGAUGGGAGUGUGGAUGGGAGUGUGGAUGGGAGUGUGGAUGGGAGUGUGGAUGGGAGUGUGGAUGGGAGUGUGGAUGGGAGUGUGGAUGGGAGUGUGGAUGGGAGUGUGGAUGGGAGUGUGGAUGGGAGUGUGGAUGGGAGUGUGGAUGGGAGUGUGGAUGGGAGUGUGGAUGGGAGUGUGGAUGGGAGUGUGGAUGGGAGUGUGGAUGGGAGUGUGGAUGGGAGUGUGGAUGGGAGUGUGGAUGGGAGUGUGGAUGGGAGUGUGGAUGGGAGUGUGGAUGGGAGUGUGGAUGGGAGUGUGGAUGGGAGUGUGGAUGGGAGUGUGGAUGGGAGUGUGGAUGGGAGUGUGGAUGGGAGUGUGGAUGGGAGUGGAUGGGAGUGGGGGAGUGUGGAUGGGAGUGUGGAUGGAGUGGGAUGGAGUGUGGAUGGGAGUGUGGAUGGGAGUGUGGAUGGGAGUGUGGAUGGGAGUGUGGAUGGGAGUGUGGAUGGGAGUGUGGAUGGGAGUGUGGAUGGGAGUGUGGAUGGGAGUGUGGAUGGGAGUGUGGAUGGGAGUGUGGAUGGGAGUGUGGAUGGGAGUGUGGAUGGGAGUGUGGAUGGGAGUGUGGGGAGAAAUGUGGGCAUGGCAAAAGGAAAGAAAGAGGAACUGCCAUACCUGCCUUUGAAGCUCGGCGUGCACAUAUUAGCUGGCUUUGAAGGAAUUUUAUGUGGUGAUGUAAGUGCCCUCUCUCCCCAAUCACCCAAACAGCCCACUCACCCCACUCAUCCACACACCACAUUCACCCCACUCACCUCACUCACCCCACUCACCCCGCACACCCCACUCACCUCACUCACCCCACUCACCCGCACACCCCCUCACCCGCAAGGAGGCCUUGGGCAGGCGCGCAGGUGGGGCGACACUCAACCCACUCACCUGCACAGCCUUCCUACUCACCCUUCUCACCUGCACGAAGGCCUUGGGCAGGCGGGCAAGGGGAGACACAAGACGGCAUCCAAGCAGGAGGUGCAGCAAGAGAGGGGAAUGACCCACCUGAUGUGA